Messenger RNA from Pangasianodon hypophthalmus (striped catfish), 3795 nucleotides. It is a transcript of the gene cdkl1, whose product is annotated as cyclin-dependent kinase-like 1 (CDC2-related kinase). The transcript has 10 exons. Gene Ontology annotation, biological process: protein phosphorylation. Gene Ontology annotation, cellular component: nucleus. The coding region runs from base 1731 to 2786 and encodes 351 amino acids. The record is from RefSeq and is a predicted model, not a curated record. Gene Ontology annotation, molecular function: cyclin-dependent protein serine/threonine kinase activity; ATP binding. NCBI's taxonomy places the organism in Eukaryota, Metazoa, Chordata, Actinopteri, Siluriformes, Pangasiidae.
AAGCAUGUAUAAUCUGUGCUCUUCCUCAUGAUUUGUCCUUCACCAGGGAUCACUGAGCGUGUUUUUUCACACUCCUCUCCUGCGGGGCUGCAGCACUGCACAGCUGACUGGGUUUUCUGCACUUGUAGUUUGAAACCUGUUGUGUGAAGCAGUGGAGUAACGCUGGAGUCCCCCCUGUCCAGCAUGUUUUGUUCUUUCUCUGUACCACACCUGAGCCAACUAAUCAGCUAAUUAACAGCUAAUCUUUCUCCGUGGUCAAAGCCCAUGUAAUUCCAGUAUAAUUAAAACAUGAGGCAUGACGUCUAGUUUAUACGUCAGUGGGGGUGUGCUUGUGUGAGUUUUCCAGAAUUUCUAAUUUAGUAACUACUUUUACUAGUUUAAUUACUGUGAUGAGUUUGGUAGUACAAAUAUAUAGUCAACUCUAGACUUUUUGGCAACUUUCAAUAAACUGGGCAAAAAUUAUUGUAUUGUAAUGUGAUUAGAGUACAUGCAUGUAUUGGAUAUAUAAUAUAAGCCCACAUUCUCUCAGCAGUAAAAACAAGUAGAAAACGCCUCAAACAUGAAAUUUGAUAGCUUUGAAGAAUAUUAAACAUAUUUAGCUUUUAAAAGUGUUGCAUUUGAUUUCCCACGGUUUAUAAAAUUGACAUGCAUGAAUAAAAUCUUACUUUUGUUGCCCUGUACAAAUCUAAGGCCAAAAUGCUAAAAUCAAGCUUUUUGACCUUGCGAAUCAUUGGCAUAUUUGGCCAAAAAAAAAAAAAAAAAAACCUGCCAUACCCAGUGUAAACAUGCAGGUGUGUCACUGAUGCCUUGGGUCUGUUUUAUGUCUAGUGGUCUAGUGACUUUGUGGAACUUGAAAGCACCAGACAUUGUGUACCAUUACCAGGAUAUUUUAGCCCAUAACCUGUUGUCUCCAAUAAUAGAUUAAGACUUGAUCUUUUAAAAAUAAUGAGCUGAAACUAGAUUUAAAUCAACACAUAAAUGGAGGUAAUGGCUGUCCCAGUGUCUGGACUGAAUCUCUGGAAUGUGGAGUGCUCCAUGAUCCUCUUGAAGUGUCUUCAACCCUGCAGAGACUCAGUGCUAGCCUGCUAUUCUCUCCAGGGGAGGCUUCAUCACAUCAUUGUGGGGUGCCAAUAAUUAUGAAACCAGCGUUUUAGAGGGGAAAAACGCACUCUAGCGUUAAAAUGCUGCGUUAAAUUAAAACAAUACAAACGGCACACAUUGUGUGUGUUACUUAUUUUAUUCAUUUUUCCUUAUUUUCAUGAAGGGGGCCAGUGUUUCCUGAUUUGACAGUGAAAUCUGUCGCAGUGAGUGAGAAGAGCUUUACAUUUGACUGCUGCUUCCCAUUAGCUCAGUGAUCCUGUGUGUUGCUGUGUGUUGCUGUGUGAGUGAAGCGCUGGGUUUUGGAGAUGGUGUGGGUUUUGUGGUGUCGCUCUGCGCAUUCACUGCGCUUUGAGAAGGUGGAGCCUGUGCGCUGUUCCUAUGGGGACCGAGGCGCAUGUAAAUGCCCAGCUCCUUCAGGCCACCUCACACACCCCUACACACUCCCACGGGCCCCACACACACACACACAAACACACACACACACACGGGCACUGAGCUCUCACUGGCCCACAGCAGCACCACCUGCACGGCGCACUUUGGAGCGAGCAGGCGCAGUCAGGUUGAUCAGUGCAUGAGGGAGGUGGAGGUGGUGCACCAGAGUGCUCUGGGAUUCCGCUUGGCUUCACAGCAUGGAGAAGUAUGAGAAGAUUGCAAAGAUCGGAGAAGGUUCAUACGGAGUCGUGUUCAAAUGCAGAAAUAAAGACACGGGACAAAUCGUCGCCAUUAAAAAGUUCGUGGAGUCAGAGGAUGACCCGGUUAUUAAAAGAAUUGCACUCAGGGAGAUCCGGAUGCUCAAGCAAUUGAAGCACUGUAACCUGGUCAACCUGAUUGAGGUUUUCAGGAGGAAGAGAAAACUGCAUCUAGUGUUUGAGUACUGCGAUCAUACGGUGCUCAAUGAGCUCGACAGAUAUCCCCGGGGAGUUCCAGAGCCUCUGGUUAAAAGCAUCACCUGGCAAACGCUACAAGCUGUUAACUUCUGCCACAAACAAAAUUGUAUCCACAGAGAUGUGAAGCCAGAGAAUAUACUCAUCACCAAACACCAGGUCAUAAAGCUCUGUGACUUUGGCUUUGCCAGGAUCCUCACGGGGCCGUGUGAUUAUUAUACAGACUACGUGGCCACUCGGUGGUACCGGGCUCCGGAGCUGCUGGUGGGAGACACUCAGUACGGCCCUCCGGUGGACGUGUGGGCGGUGGGUUGUGUGUUUGCUGAGCUGCUCUCUGGCGCUCCUCUGUGGCCGGGCAAAUCUGAUGUAGACCAGCUUUAUCUCAUAAGGAAAACAUUAGGUGAUUUGAUCCCCAGACACCAGCAGGUGUUCAGCAGUAACCAGUUCUUCAGCGGAGUGUGUGUUCCUGAACCACAAGAAAUGGAACCCCUGGAGCAAAAGUAUCCAAACAUCUCUUUCCAGGCAUUAAGUCUAAUGAAGGGUUGUCUGCAUAUGGAUCCUGCAGAGAGGUUAACCUGUGAGCAGCUGCUGGAGCAUCCGUAUUUUGACAGUCAGCGGGAGGAGACAGAGAGCGUGAUGCGAGAGCAUGACAGAGCGAAGAGACGAGCACGGCAACCCCGUAAACACCUGCCCCCGGGGUAUUUACCCCAGCUGACUGGCAGCAGUAUCUUCCCAGCGGUGGACAACAGGAAGUACUACAACAACAUGCGUAAAUUCAACUACCAUUUCCCCAACAUCUAGUUCUUCACGCUGGAACACACUUUAUACACCCCCAAUCUGCCCCAAACACUUUCAUACACUUUCCUAUUUUGGUUUCGCAUAUACUCACCUACCUUACGUCUUGCUCAGGAACAGAAGUCGCUGAGACGGUAAUGCUGGCUGCUCCAGUCACAAAGUGUCCUCGUUUUCUGUAGAAAGAAAAUCUCCACCACUCAUCUACAGCUGUACUGUCAGUCAGUUCACUGCUGUAUCUUUUUGUAUACGACUCAUCAGACCACUUGUGUACUCUGUGUGAUUGACAAAGAGCCCUGCUCUGCAUGUACACACACUGCUCUGAGUGUGACACUGCCUUUCUGAUUGCCAAAGUGCUGCGUGACGUGACACAGGGAAAACAGAUUGAUUGUCUCAUAUACACAGCUAACGAAGACCUUGGUUAGUGAAAGGAUAACUAAGCUGUAGGUAAUUAGCAUAAAACGUGCAGGAAUCAAACAAUUCCUCUAUUACUGUUUUUUUUUUUGUACAUUUAUGUUUUUCUGUCUCUUUAUAUUGUUAAUCUCAGACCAUCUAACUUCCUGUGACAGACGGAGGAAUAAAAAACAUUCCUUCUACUAAUAUUAUUACUCUAGGUCUAUGUUCUAAGUGUUGAUUUUGGAGUGAAUCGCAUUUAUGAAUCAUAUGAUUUAAAAAAAAAAGAGAGAGAGAGAGUAUAACUUGUGUUUUUGAUGGCUUUUAUUAGAGCCUUAAACAUUUAAAACAUUUAAUGAUAUUAUUGUUGCCUUGACAAGUGGUGCUAAUGAUCUUCUGGCCAUUGACUUGCACCCAAUGCCAAACUGCUAAAGACACAAGCCCAUUCCCCAGCCCUCGGACUCACCUUGUUACCUUCAACACACCCUCUUUCCCUGUAAAUAUCUCAUGACAUUUAGUUCUGCUGGUUUUCCAGUAAGACAGGCUCAACAGGGGAGUAAAUACGGGAACAAGAAAUUCUUGCUCUUUUUGUAUGUGAUUUAUUAAAGAGCUUUGAGCAAUGAAA